AUGAGCGGUCAAACACAACAGCUCGCUUCGGGCCAGCCGGCCCCGUUCAGCGACGAUCCGACAGUCAUCAAGAACCGAGAAAGCAUUGAUUACUCGAGGAAAGUGACAAUUAGCGAAGCGAAGAAUGGAAUUCGUGAGUGACUGAUUUCACCUUCCAACUCAAUCGUACUUGCGAAACGUAUUCAGUGAACCGUCCAGUUCGCGUCUACGCCGACGGUAUCUACGACAUGUUCCACCACGGACACGCGAAUCAAUUCUUGCAGAUCAAACAGAUGUUUCCUGAUGUUUACAUAAUCGUUGGAGGUCUGUGAAAAGAAUGUUUUCUUUGUUAGCCACGUCAUUUCAGUGUGUUCGGACGAAAAGACCAACAAGUACAAAGGACGGACUGUUCAGCCGGAGGACGAGAGGUACGAGGCGCUCCGACACAGUCGGUACGUGGAUGAAGUGCUCAAAGAUGCUCCGUGGGAGGUUUCUGUCGACUUUCUCGAGACUUUGAAGGUUCCCUCGGUCUUUCCGAAAUCGCCAUCAAUUUCCUGACUUUUCAGAUCGAUUUCAUUGCUCAUGACGCGAUUCCUUAUCAAGGUCCAGAGGCGGAAGACGUCUACGCGAAACACAAAGCUGCCGGACGCUUUCUGGAGACGCAGAGAACGGAAGGAAUCUCGACAAGCGAUUCGAUCUGCCGAAUUAUUCGGGAUUACGAUACUUACGCGAGAAGAAACCUGAGGAGGGGGUAUUCGGCCAAAGAUCUCAAUGUUGGAUUUCUGACGGUACAAGAACGACGUCCAGCAACUUCUGAACUUUUUUAUUUUUCAGACGAGCAAGUAUCACAUUCAAGAUAAAAUGGACGAAGUGAAGGAAAAAGGGCGGGAGCUGCUGCUGACGUGGAAAGCAAAGUCAAAUUACUUUAUCGACGGAUUCAUCGGAACCUUCGCGAGAGACCUGGGAAACGCAGUGACACCGCCAGAAAUGGACUCAGAUGACGGCGUCGAAAACUAG
Molecule: messenger RNA, 996 nt
Organism: Caenorhabditis sp. 36 PRJEB53466
Lineage: Eukaryota; Metazoa; Nematoda; Chromadorea; Rhabditida; Rhabditidae
Source: the annotation of a GenBank genome assembly